Molecule: messenger RNA, 2682 nt
Organism: Ogataea angusta
Lineage: Eukaryota; Fungi; Ascomycota; Pichiomycetes; Pichiales; Pichiaceae
Exons: 1
Coding region: 1-2682 (893 amino acids)
Biological process (GO): endoplasmic reticulum to Golgi vesicle-mediated transport; protein secretion; intra-Golgi vesicle-mediated transport
Cellular component (GO): COPI vesicle coat; endoplasmic reticulum-Golgi intermediate compartment; Golgi membrane
Molecular function (GO): structural molecule activity
Source: RefSeq, a predicted model, not a curated record
AUGACCGUGUAUCAGGAGUGUUUACAGGCGUUCAAUGCCAGUCCCAUCCACGCCAAGCGGUGUAGACUGUUGUUGUCUCGGCUGCUGAGACUUUUGUAUGCGGGCGAGACUUUCCCCAAGACAGAGGCCACUAACCUGUUCUUUUCCACGUCCAAGCUGUUCCACCACAAUGACAGCUCGCUGAGACAGCUGGUGUAUCUGGCAAUCAAGGAAUUGUGCUCCUUGUCGGACGACAUUUUGAUGGCGACCGCUUCGAUCAUGAAGGAUAUCCAAGGCGGCGACAUUCUGUACAAGCCGAACGCCGUGAGAACGCUGGCGCGGGUUUUGGACGGCAGCACCAUCCACGCCGCCGAGAGGGCCAUGAAAAACUGUGUUGUGGACAAGAACCCCAACGUUUCGUCGGCCGCGCUCGUUUCGUCGUACCACCUGUUACCUGUGGCCAAGGACGUUGUGAGAAGAUGGACAAACGAGACACAGGAGGCCAUCUCCUCGAACAAGGUGUUUCCGCAGACCCAGUACAACAUGCACGAGCACUACGGCGCCAACAAGCUCCUCACAGCAACGUAUACCUACCAGUACCACGCGUUGGGUCUACUGUACCAUUUGAGAGACCACGACAAAAUGGCGCUGAUGAAGAUGAUCCAGCAGUUCAACACACAGCAGCCUUUGAAGAGCUCGCUGGCCACGGUGCAGCUGAUCAGGUACGUUGGCAAGCUGAUCGAGGAGGACUCCAACCUCACACAGACGCUGUGGCCGUUCUUCCCUGGCUGGCUCAAGCACAAGAGCGACAUGGUCGAGUUGGAGGCUGCCAGGACGAUAUUGUCGCUGCCCAAAUUCCUGCCGGAGCAGCAGAUGCAAGCCAUCAACACUUUGCAGACCUUGUUGUCGGUUCCAAGGACGGUGACGCGGUUUGCGGCCGUGAGAAUCCUCAACAAAAUCGCCAUGAAGAGCCCGGAGAAAAUCAUGGUGUGCAACUUGGAGCUGGAGUCGUUGAUCAACGACGCGAACAGAUCUGUGUCGACCUACGCGAUCACGACGCUGCUCAAGACCGGCAACUCGGAAAAUGUCGACAGACUGGUGAAGACGAUCAGCGGGUUCAUGGACGACAUCUCGGACGAGUUCAAGAUUAUCGUCAUUGACGCCAUCAAGACCCUGUCGCUCAAGUUCCCGGACAAACACAAGUCCAUGCUGAACUUCCUGAACGACGUGCUGAGAGACGAGGGAGGCUUCAACUUCAAGAACGCCAUCAUAGAGGCGAUCUUCGACAUCAUCAAGUUCAUCCCGCAAUCUAGAGAGCUCGCCUUGGAAAUGCUUUGCGAGUUCAUCGAGGACUGCGAGUACACGGAGCUCGCAGUUAGAGUUUUGCAUCUUUUGGGAGAGGAGGGGCCAAAGACAUCGAGCCCGACUCUGUAUAUCAGACACAUUUACAACCGUGUUGUUCUGGAGAACUCGAUUGUCCGGUCGUCUGCGGUUAUUGCGCUGUCCAAGUUUGCUCUCAUCGGCAACGACUCCAUCACAAAGAGUAUCCAGAUUUUGCUCGAAAGGUGUCUGCAGGACGUGGACGACGAGGUCAGAGACAGAGCUGCACUAUCCCUCAAACUGCUCUCUACCAAGGACAUCGAGCAGGCCAAGGACUUCAUCGCACCCACGUUCAAGUACUCUCUUCCGGUUCUUGAGCAGCAGCUCGCUCUCUAUGUCAACAACCCAGACAAGGAACACUUUGUCCAUCCGUUCGACAUCAAGGCUAUCCCUACAAUGACCGAGGAGGAGGCCAAGGCUGCCGAGUUCAAGGAGAAGACUACGAUCUACGACGAGCCGACCGCGCAAGCUCACGAAUCCUCGCCCGAGGAAGAAAAAGUGCCGGACUCGACCAAGCUUGCUCUGUUGCAACAGCAGUACGCGCAGGAGCUCGGUGCCAUCCCAGAGAUCGCUGCCUACGGACGUCUGCUGCACUCGUCUGCGGUUGUCGAGCUCACUGAGAAGGAGACCGAGUUCGUGGUCACUGCCGUCAAACACAUCUUUGAAAACCAUGUUGUUAUUCAGUACAACGUGCAGAACACGCUGACCGAGAUCCAGCUGGAAGACGUGUCGAUUGUGGCCCAGCCAGAUAACGAAGACUACAGUGAGGAGUUCCUCAUGCCGCUCGAUGUUCUCAAAGCCGGCUCGAGCGGGUCCAUCUACGUCUCUUUCACCAGACCAGAGGGCAUCGUUCCGGCCGUGUUUGGCAACACCCUGUCCUACACCACCAAGGACGUCGACCCGUCGACCGGCGAGCCUGCAGAGGGCGAGGAAGGCUUCCCAGACGAGUACCAGGUCGAGGAUCUCAGCAUUGUGCCGGGCGACUAUGUGGUUCCGGCGUUCACCGGCAACUUCACUCACGCUUGGGACGAGCUCCAAAACGAGAGUGUGGCCGUGUUCAACCUUGGCGACGCCGCCACCAUGGACCUCCAGGACGUUGUUCUGAAGCUGGUCAAGACGAUGUCCAUGAUGCCCGCUGAGUCGACGGACGUGGUGACCUCGGGCUCGAGCCACACGCUCAAACUCUACGGAAAGAGUAUUGGCGGCGACAAGAUUGCCGCCGUUGUGCGCCUGGCAAGCAGCUCCAAGGGCAUGAUGAUGAAAAGUCAGGUGAGAUCGAGUGACCCAGAGCUCAGCGAGCUCGUGGCCAACUACGUUGAGUAA